Molecule: messenger RNA, 921 nt
Organism: Ramularia collo-cygni
Lineage: Eukaryota; Fungi; Ascomycota; Dothideomycetes; Mycosphaerellales; Mycosphaerellaceae
Exons: 1
Coding region: 1-921 (306 amino acids)
Source: RefSeq, a predicted model, not a curated record
AUGGGUGUCGCAGGAUCAAAAGCCAGCGAGAUCGACACGGUUGAGAAUCCGUCCACCGUCAACACAUCCAAGAACUUACUAGCACCUGCACCAGGCGCUUCGUUGGGGACCAAGCGACGCCAUGCAGAAGAGACGGCGCUGAAAGGUGUAAAGAAGCGCAAGGGCACUGAGUCGGGUAGCCAUCAACAUAUCAGCCUGGCUUUUCGGUCUCCUAAACCGGGAAAGGACAGCAGCUCCGACGGAACGGGUUAUGGAAGCAUCGAGACUUCGGCAGCCGCACCCAGAUCAUCAAAGGCAGAUGUGCCGCCUGGCCUGACAUUAUCAACAGAGCACACGCAGCCCGAGAUCGAAGAUUCGAGGGACAUCAUUCUCGAUGCCGCGGCGGAUCACAGCCAAGCGGCGGUAGUAUCGCCUCGAUUCCAGGACGUGAUUCGGUCUCUACGCGAUGGAAGCGAGGAUGUGCCCUCUGGAUGGGCAGUGGUAGCAGCACCGCCAGUAUCACAGUCACAGCGGGAUCAUAACCUGGCAAUGAUCCGAAAUGCCGUUGCAAGCUUGAACAGUGUACAUCUCUCCUCGACGUACAGUAGGCAUAACCUCCAGCUUUCGACCACUGUAAUACCACCACAGAACGCUGUCAGAAAUUCGCGCUCUUCAAGAAGGUCAUCCGUGCAGGGAUCCGGACUGGCUUCGCUUCAGCGUAGGAGUCGAGUCCUCAACAGACCCGACCCUAUCACGUUGGGGGUCGCAAACGCCAAAAGACACCGUCCUGAUGGAGACGUUGAGGAAAGUCGACCACACAAGCGUUUACGAAAAUCUUUGGUCGCAGUCAUGCAUUCGCAGUCGAACAACAAGCGGCAUAUUCGAAAAUUGACUGGCUUGUGGCGGAAAGACGAUUGGUCAGGCUGGUCUGUUCUAGGAUGA